This is a messenger RNA of Hansenula anomala, 1668 nucleotides long. RefSeq names its product catalase T (gene CTT1). The record is from RefSeq and is a predicted model, not a curated record. Gene Ontology annotation, molecular function: heme binding; catalase activity. Bases 1 to 1668 code for a protein of 555 amino acids. Gene Ontology annotation, cellular component: mitochondrion; peroxisome; cytoplasm. The transcript has a single exon. NCBI's taxonomy places the organism in Eukaryota, Fungi, Ascomycota, Saccharomycetes, Phaffomycetales, Wickerhamomycetaceae. Gene Ontology annotation, biological process: hydrogen peroxide catabolic process; response to hydrogen peroxide.
AUGCCUGCUCCAGACGUUGAAAAUAAUCCAACUUCAGAAACUCCAACAGUUUACACAACUGCAAAUGGUUGGUUCUACCCAAAUCAUCCUUAUGGUGCCCAAUUGGCUGGUCCAGAUGGUCCAUUAUUAUUACAAGAUAAUCAUCUAACUGAAAAUUUGGCACAUUUCCACAGAGAACGUAUUCCAGAACGUAUUGUUCAUGCUAAAGGUGGUGGUGCACAUGGUUAUUUUGAAUUGACUGAUUCAUUAUCAGACUUAACAACUGCUCUGCCAUAUCAAAAACCUGGUUACAAAACUCCAUUGACUGUUCGUUUCAGUGGUGUUCGUGGUGAAUUAGGUUCUGCCGAUACUCAAAGAGAUCCAAGAGGGUUCUCAAUUAAAUUCCAUACUGAAUGGGGUGCACAUGAUUGGGUUUUCAACAAUACACCUGUGUUUUUCAUAAGAGAUCCAAAUAAAUUUGAACAUUUCAUUCAUACUCAAAAGAGAUAUCCAGAUUCAAACUUGGAUCAAAAUACUGAUUCCACUAUGGUUUGGGAUUAUUGGGUUCAAAAUCCUGAAUCUUUACAUCAAGUUACUUAUUUGUUUGGUGAACGUGGUACUCCUAAAGACUGGGGUGCUAUGCAUGGUUAUUCAGGUCAUACUUUCAAAUUUAUUAAUGAUAAAGAUGAAAUCACAUAUGUUCAAAUUCAUGUUUUAGCUGAUCGUGGAUUUGAAACUAAUUCAGAUGAUGAAGCUGCUGAAUUGAAUGGUGCUUCUCCAGAUGACCAUCAAAAGAGAUUAUUUGAACAAAUCAAGAAUGGUGAUUAUCCAACUUAUACAUGUUAUGUUCAAACAAUGACACCUGAACAAGCUGAAAAAUUCCGUUAUUCAAUUAAUGAUUUAACCAAAAUUUGGUCACAUAAAGAAUUCCCAUUAAGAAAAUUUGGUCGUAUUGUCUUAAACAAGAAUGUUACCAAUUAUUUUGAAGAAAUUGAACAAAUUGCCUUUUCACCAUCAAGAACAUUUAUCCCAGGUAUUGAACCUUCAAAUGAUCCUGUGUUACAAUCAAGAAUUUGGUCAUAUCCAGAUACUCAACGUUAUAGAUUAGGUCCAAACUAUGAACAAUUACCAAUCAAUCGUGGUAAACCAUUUGAAAAAGGUUCUGGCUGUCCUUAUUUGGCUGGUAAUUUCCAAAGAGCAGGCCCAGGUGCCGUUAUAACUCAAGGUUCAAAACCAAAUUACAUUGCUCUUGGUGAUCGUGUUAAAACUUUAGACUCAAAAGGUCAAGCUGCUAAUGGCUAUUAUGGUGUUGUUUCAAAAGAAGCUGAAGUUGAAGCAUUAAAGAAACAAGAGAGAGUUGCAAAGAUUCAAGAACAUGAAAAGAUUUUGUGGGGUAAACAAUCUUAUUAUCAAUUACAAGGUUUAUCAGAAUUAGAUCUUGAACAACCAAGAGCCUUAUAUACUAAAGUGUUUUCAGAAAAAGAUCGCUCUAAAUUUGUGAAUAACAUUGUUGGUGUUGCUUCAAAUAUCUCCAACCCACAAGUUAAAAAACAAGUUCCACAGUAUUGGGGUUUAGUUGAUAAAGAACUAGGUGCUAAAGUUGCAAACGCUUUAGGUGUUGAUUAUGAAUACUUGUCACCAGAAGAAUAUCCUCAAAAGAUUGGUAAAGCUGCUGUUUUAAGUGGUUGA